CUAUGAUUAAUUUGCUCCAUUGGAAACGACAGGCUCUGGUCUAUCUUGGGUUAGUUAUAAAAAUCUUUCGUCCUACCUUCAGUUAUCACGGAAAAUCGUAUGAAUGCAAACAACAGUUGUACGGAUUAUUCUCGUUUUUACAUCACAAGCAAUUCAUAUCUUCUUCUUUUCAAAUCUCUUAUUCAUGACGUUUGCGCUUUGUAGUUUGUAGACUGUCCGCAAAUUUGUACAUUCCGAGGAGGCUCUUCUUGACACUUCAUAUAGAGCUUGACAUAAUCAAAAUAGAACGUUUCACUUGGAAGAGGUUGAGUUGCAUCAGUGGCACCAGUGUUAGUGUAGAAAAUGUCUGACUCUAUUAUUUUAGCACUGAUAGUGUUUCUCAUCUUGUGUUUGAUUGUAACGGUGGUUGCAGCUGUUGUGUACUCUGGGCUGUUCACUGAGGUCAAUAUCAAGACAGGGUCGCCUUAUAUCAAAAACGUUACUAUUGCCUACAAAUUCCAUAAAGGACCGUAUAAAGACUGUGGUGCAGCUUUCACAGAGACUGUCAGUAUUGGGCCAAAGCUCAAUACCAUCCGUGUGUCCUACGAUGACUCCACAGAGGUGCCCGAUGACCAGUGUCGCUACAUCAUUGGCAGUAUCCUGAGCGAGGGAGAUGAAAAGCCUGACGAAGAGCUCCAGAAGCUGUAUGAGAAGUUUGGCUUCAAUGUGCUGUCCUUCCCCGAGGUGUCCCUGGCUGUGACCACCACCUUCCCCUCCACCACCCCCCUGUCCCACUGGCUGGCACCCUACAGAGUCUACCCCGAACUCCGCAACUACAUCAUGGAGAGGCAACUCCAUGCCUGGCCAUUCAUUGAGAUCAAUACAGGGGACCUAACGCACUACAUUGCUCCGCUGUCCUCCCAGAGCGGCUUCCACCACACUGGCUUCGUUGUGCCCGAGCUCGUCACACAGACAGAGGCCAAGACACCGGAGACAGAGGAGUCCUUGGACCAGGACAGAGGGACGGAUAUUUCAGAUGCAGAGUCCCACAGUGAUGUCAGCAGCAAGCUGAGCGGCCAGGCGCAGUCAAAGAGCACAGAGACGUCUCUGGCCCCGUUCUCCGCCUCCUCUCUGCCCCACAGGGACCAGGGGGACGGGGUCGAACAGGGGCAGGGUGGAGAGCACAGGGAGCCAAGUGAAAAGGGGCAUGGGGACAGGGGCUCCAGCGAGUCAGUAGGCAGCGGCUCUUCCUUUGAGGAACUGGACUUGGUGGAAGAGAUGGUGGAGGAGCUGGAGAGAGAGUUGGGGAGGGAGGAGGAAGGCCCCACAGUGAAGGAAGAUGCCAGGGAAGCCCCAGUAGAGGCUGUAGCUGAGGAGAGGGAGCCUGUAGGGGAUGGAGAGGAGUAGAAGAGGAUGGAUGGAGCAAACUCUUCGGGUUUGAUCCUUUUAAGGUGGGAGUGAGAUUUCUUCAGCUAAUCUUGUCUUUUAUGUCAACAUGUUGGUGGAUCUGUAGCCAUACUAUUUAUCAUGACAGACAUGACAUCUAUUUCUGGACCUUUUGAACUUUCCUGUAUGUUAAACUGUAAUGUCUGUGAGUGAUAAUGACAAAACAAAGAUGGGUUGAUCAACAUUAAACAGAACUGUUGUAGGAGAUGAUACAUUCACCAGUAGAAAGUGAUACACUCUUUGAGGGGACAAAAAUAUUGUUACAAUAUACUUGUGGGACUGAUGAAAGUCAAUAUUUCUUUUGAUUGAAGUAUUUAAAUGUUAGUAACAUUGUGUCCAAUACGUUUAAUCAUCUCCCAUCAUAGUAGGCACACAUUUUAUGUAAGUUAAUUUGUUUAUAUAUAAAUAUAAAUAAUUGAAUAUACUGUAUUUAAUCGAAUACAGUAUAGUUUUAGACAGUGGUCACCAAUCGGUCGGUCGAUGCAUUCCUAGUUGAUCACCUAACUGAAAAGCCAACGAUAAAGGCUGCCACUCCUUUUUGUGUGUGUGUGUUGUGCUGUUGGUGGUAUAGUAUAGUACACUUGAUUCAGAAGCCCUGUGCGCCGGGGAGGAGAAGUGUUCCCAUUUUUAACCAUUUAAUUUGUCUGAAAAGACUAACUGCCUACUGACUGACCAAUCGGAUAGCUCAAAUCAUGUACCUACAGCUUCCAGGACCCCGGCCACAGUAGUUUUAUACUAGCCUACAUGAGAUUUCAUAUAAUUUAAAACAAUGACCAUAGAGAGACUGUCAAAUAAUACAGCAAAUAGCUGAUGUUUUUAUGUGUGAGGUCAUGUCCAAGUUUGUAUUCAGCACCGUCAAACACUGUUUUUAUUCAACGCUAUUACAAAACAUAAAACACACUUCUCCCUGCUUCCAUUCUCAAUGCAGCUGCAAUGAAUGAGGAGCCAAGUGUAUCGACAGCUCUGUGUUUUUAUUAUUAUCAGCAGCUCAUCAUGUCUAUUUUAAUAUCAAGGAAUAUUUCACUUUCUCUGGUCAUAGGAACAACAUGAGUUUGUGCAUGAGGCAGAUGCAGUGUGACUCGACUUUUGCCAUCAGGUGGAAGACGUUUUCCCAUUUCCCGAUUUCAUGUAAUGGACAUAUACAAAAUAUUCCAAAUUUGUGAAAUUAAAUGAAAAAAAUUACUUGUUUCAAAAAAUGAAAAGAACUGAAAAGUGGUGCGUGUUCAUACGUAUUCACCCCCUUUACUAUGAAGGCCCUAAAUAAGAUCUGGUGCAACCAAUUACCUUUAGAAGUCACAUAAUUAGUUAGAUUGCACACAGGUGGACUUUAUUUAAUUGUCACAUAAUCUGUCACAUAAUCUCAGUAUAUAUACAACUGUUCUGAAAGGCUCCAGAAUCUGCAACACCACUAAGCAAGGCACACCACCAAGCAUGUGGCACCAUGAAGACCAAGGAGCUCUCCAAACAGGUCAGGGACAAAGUUGUGGAGAAGUACAGAUCAGGAUUGGGUUAUAAAAAAUAUCAGAAACUUUGAACAUCCCACAGAGCACCAUUAAAUCCAUGAUUAAAAAAUGGAAAGAAUAUGGCACCACAAUAAACCUGCCAAGAGAGGGCCGCCCACCAAAACUCACGGACCAGGCAAGGAGGGCAUUAAUGAGGGAGGCAACAAGAAACCAGAGAUAACCCUGAAGGAGCUGCAAAACUCCACAGCGGAGAUGGGAGUAUCUGUCCACUUUAAGCCGUGCACUCCACAGAGCCGGGCUUAAUGGAAGAGUGGCCAGAAAAAAGCCAUUGCUUAAAGAAAAAAAGCAAAAAAUUUGGUGUUUGUCAAAAGGCAUGUGGGAGACUCCCCAAACAUAUAGAAGAAGGUACUCUGGUCAGAUGAGACUAAAAUAAAAAAAAUUGGCAUCAAGAAAAACAAUAUGUCUGGCACAAACCCAACACCUCCCAUCACCCUGAGAACACCAUCCCCAAAGUGAAGCAUGGUGGUGGCAGCAUCAUGCUGUGGGGAUGUUUUUCAUCGGCAGGGACUGGGAAACUGGUCAGAAUUCAAGUAAUGAUGGAUGGCGCUAAAUACAGGGAAAUUCUUGAGGGAAAACUGUUUCACUCUUCCAGAGAUUUGAGACUGGGAUGGAGGUUCACCUUCCAGCAGGACAAUGACCCUAAGCUUACUGCUAAAGCAACACUCGAGUGGUUUAAGGGGAAACGUUUAAAUGUCUUGGAAUGGCCUAGUCAAAGCCCAAACCUCAAUCCAAUUGAGAAUCUGUGGUAUGACUUAAAGAUUGCUGUACACCAGCGGAACCCAUCCAACUUGAAGGAGCUGGGGCAGUUUUUAAUUGAAGGAUGGGCAAGAUUCCCAAGUGGCUAGAUGUGAGACUUGCAGCUGGGGGGGGGGGGGGGGGGGUAGUUAUGCACGCUCAUGUUUUCUGGUUUCUUAUCUUAUUUCUUGUUUGUUUCACAAUAAAAACUAUUUAGCAUCUUCAAAGUGGUAGGCAUGUUGUGUAAAUCAAAUGAUACAAACCCCCCAAAAAUCUAUUUUAAUUCCAGGUUGUAAGGCAACAAAAUAGGAAAAAUGCCAAGGGGGGUGAAUACUUUCACAAGCCACUGUAUGGUCUGAGAAGAACAAUAUUGUCAGUUCACUGUAUUAGGCCUACUGCACAAACCUCAUUCCUACAUAACUGUUUUUAUUAGGUUAACGUUACAUUUUUUAAAGUCAUGUUUAAAAAGAAAUCUGAGCGGUAGUUUGCUGCUUUCUUUUUGACUGCGAAAGUGAUCUUGACUCAGAAAAGAUUGGUGACCACUGGAUUAAGAUGAACAACCAUUAUAUGAAGGAAUUGUAUGCAUUUAGUUGUGAAGGAUUUGUAAUUUUAUCUACCUACAUAUCAUGAUCAUGAUCAGAUCUGUUCUAUUACUUUGGCCUAGGUGUUUCCGGUGUAGAAACUUGUUCAACUACUCUGGUCUGUCAUGUGUACCAAUAUAAUCUUUACUUUUUGACUUGAAUCAGGGAUAUACUGAGUUCUUCCCUUAUUUUAGGUAUAACAACUUCCUUUAUAGCAUGAUAAUCCUAUGAUCUAGACAUUGGGCUCACUCCAUUUGCUGUUGUCACAUGUUAUUCUGUUUGGUCUCUCGUCUUGGGCUUUGAGUGAUGGAGAUAAUGUACACUGCCAUGGGUGUUUUUCUGUCUGCAAUAAAAGAUCAUAUGCAAUUUUAUUUUUUCUGUAUCUAUACAGACAAGCAAUACUGUAUGCAUGUUAUGUGGCAAACUCCUGUAGUAUUCAGACAGUGAAAUUAUAUUCUUCUCUCCCUAUUGCUCACGCCACAGUGCUGAAAACUCAUCCUCUGUGUCAUGGUUCCACCUGUCACCAGAGGGCUGCAGAGAGACCACCCUAGAGACAAUUAUGACACUCAGGUGUGUUCCAUUACUCAUUAUGAUUUUCACUUUAAAAGAGGUGUUUUUUCUAUUUCUCUUUGCAGAAGCUUGAAUUGUUUACCUUGUGUGUUUGUUUCCUGAGUGAGUUUGACACUUAGUGGUUGUUGUUUUUGUGAUCCUGCGCCUACCGUUUCUUAGUAAAGUAUUAUGUUUAUCCUUAACCACUGA
Oncorhynchus kisutch (coho salmon) is the source of this 5023-nucleotide messenger RNA. RefSeq names its product testis-expressed protein 264-like. Gene Ontology annotation, biological process: reticulophagy; protein-DNA covalent cross-linking repair. The coding region runs from base 343 to 1386 and encodes 347 amino acids. NCBI's taxonomy places the organism in Eukaryota, Metazoa, Chordata, Actinopteri, Salmoniformes, Salmonidae. Gene Ontology annotation, cellular component: endoplasmic reticulum membrane; nucleus; replication fork. The transcript has 4 exons. The record is from RefSeq and is a predicted model, not a curated record.